UUGAGCUUCGCACAGACAGAACGUUCUCAUUCAGCCUUGUCUUUUUCCUUUUCUUUUUCUUGGUCUAUUUUUUUUCUGCUUCUUAUUAUUCCCGGUUCCUUGGGAAUUGGAUAAUCUAUUGAAUCGAUUCUCUAAAUACGAAAAGGGUCUGAUAAUCUGAUUCUAUAAUUCGAUUUUGGGAUUGCAAGGUUCGAAUUGUAGGCAGGAUACGAAAAAAACGCAAAAUUUGUCUCUUCUGAAAGCAAUUAGUUGAUGACGUCACCUGUGAUUGUCGGAAGGAAUGAUGAUGAGGAUCCAUCGACAAAACCACUUGGAAGGUUGUCUGUGUUCUACUAUGGAGUGGGACAUAUGCUUAAUGACAUUACUGCUUCUUGUUGGUUCACUUACCUCCUCUUGUUUUUAACCCAAAUCGGCCUCUCCCCAAGGGAUGCUGCAAUUGUCAUGCUCUCUGGUCAAGUUGCUGAUGGUUUUGCUACUAUCUUCAUUGGUGAAUUGAUUGACAGAUUUGGGCAUUUCAAAAUUUGGCAUGCUGGAGGAUCCUUAUUAGUUGCUGUCUCAUUUUCCUCUGUUUUUGGCGGCUGUUUGCCUUGUUCACUCCUGCACAGUAACUCUUCAACUGUCGAAACAUUAUCGUACAGCAUGUUUGCAGCUAUCUUCAAUAUAGGAUGGGCUGCUACUCAGGUUUCUCACAUGGCUAUGGUCAAUUGCAUUACAUUGAACUCAUCAAGCAGAGUAGCACUAACUAGCUCCCGUAACGCGUUUAGCAUGGUUGCUAAUUUAGGUUUAUAUGCGAUUGCUUUAGUUGUAUUUGGUGUUAGCGAGGCGGUGACCAAAGAAAAUACAGAAACUCAGUAUCGUUGGAUUGCUUACUCAUCCAUCACCGUUGGAUGCUGCUUUGUGGUCAUAUUUCUUAUGGGGACAAAGGAACCAAGGCUGAGGAUAGAUCUAAGAGAAACUAGCCGAGCGAGAAUACCGUGGUCUUAUUGGUUCCACAAAAUUCUAUACUAUCAAGUUGCUAUGGUUUAUCUCCUCACUCGACUAGUAUUGAAUGUUUCACAGGCAUAUCUUGCAUUCUUUGUUAUUGAUGAUUUGCAAAUGGCUCAAUCCGCUAAAGCUCUGAUCCCCGCAAUAAUCUACAUCUGCAGCUUCGUUGUAUCGGUUAUGCUUCAGGAGAUUCCGUGGAAUGGAAAACGCCUCAAGGCAUAUUAUUGUGCGGGUGGUAUUAUUUGGAUAUUCUGUGGUGUAUCAGUCCUCUUAUUGUCCAGAACCAUUAACUCUUACAUGUAUGCCAUCUCUGUCUUUAUCGGCAUUGCAAAUGCAUUGAUGCUGGUGACAGCAAUCAGUAUGCAGAGUGUGUUGAUUGGUUCGGAACUUGGUGGAUGUGCUUUCGUUUGUGGGUCAUUAAGCUUCUUAGACAAAAUGUCAUGUGGACUUGCUUUAUAUGUUCUUCAGUCACAUCAAAGCACUUCACCAAAGGUCGAUGUAAACAUCAGCCAAAACUUUUACUUCUCGGUGACAAGAUACGGCUUAGGACUUGUUCCAGCUGUAUGCUCGCUUGUUGGAGUUGUUGUAACAUAUUUUAUGGAACUCGAUAGCACAAUUCUAAAGCCUCUGCGUCAACCACUACUACUAGAAUGAACAGAAGGAAAAUAUGCAACAAUACUGAUCUGGUAAACACAUAAACUCAAACUUGGUUACUGUUUGACAGUAUUUAUGUUUCAGUUUCCUAAUUUUUUGUUCAUACCGAUAAGUUUAGAUCAUACUGUAACAGGCAAAACAUAUGUACAAGAAUUACUUCAAAGUCAUAAAAAAAUUAAUGCAAGUUGAUUUUUUUUUUCCA
Capsella rubella is the source of this 1840-nucleotide messenger RNA. Its product is annotated as major facilitator superfamily domain-containing protein 12. Gene Ontology annotation, cellular component: membrane. Gene Ontology annotation, molecular function: symporter activity. Gene Ontology annotation, biological process: carbohydrate transport. Bases 253 to 1638 code for a protein of 461 amino acids. The record is from RefSeq and is a predicted model, not a curated record. NCBI's taxonomy places the organism in Eukaryota, Viridiplantae, Streptophyta, Magnoliopsida, Brassicales, Brassicaceae. The transcript is spliced from 13 exons.